Molecule: messenger RNA, 1371 nt
Organism: Dendroctonus ponderosae (mountain pine beetle)
Lineage: Eukaryota; Metazoa; Arthropoda; Insecta; Coleoptera; Curculionidae
Product: pectinesterase
Exons: 4
Coding region: 97-1263 (388 amino acids)
Biological process (GO): cell wall modification
Cellular component (GO): cell outer membrane
Molecular function (GO): pectinesterase activity
Source: RefSeq, a predicted model, not a curated record
GAAAAACACUUAAAUUGUUGACAAUAUUAUUUGUUAUAUCAUUUGCUCAUUAGUAAAACAUUCAAACAACUGUACUGUACUGUACUAGACAUUCUGAUGAAACGGUGUCUUUUGAGUAUUUGGGCCCUGCUUUGGGUUUCAACAGCAUUUGCACUAGAAUAUCCUGGUACAAACAAUCGGCCCAUUCUAUCCGAAGAAGAAGCAAGCAGGUACACCAUAGAAAACUAUCUCUCUGGUUGGGAGCCUGAAGAAAUAGAAAUUCCCGAUCAGCCACACUACGUUGUAUCAGAAGGACAAUCGAUCCAAGCAGUGGUGAAUGAAGCCAUCCAAAGUGGUAGCAGUGCUUUCCGGACCUACAUCAAAAUUGAACCUGGACAUUACAUGGAAACUGUCUACAUCAAAGGAGACGUUCCGCUCACAAUCUAUGGCGACCCCGAUAGACCUGAAGAUGUGCACAUAAUGGCCAUUCUUAGUGCCCAAACCUCCGUUGCUGACUACCAAAUCACUGUAAAUGAAGACGGGGUCAACUACCAGGAAGGUGAUCCUGCCUGGGAACUCUAUAAAUCAUGCGCUAUCAAAGAGGAGGCUAUUGGAAUUGAAUGUUCAGCAGUAUUCUGGGUGCAAAGCAAUGACUUCCAACUGCAAGGCGUGACUAUACACAAUGGUGCCACUGAGGCUCAGGCUCUGGCUAUUAAAACAUCAGGUGACAAAAUUCAUCUCAUGAACAACAACUUUAUGAGUAUUCAAGACACUGUGGGCCUGGGAAUAGACGAAGGAGAAAAUGAAAAGGCUGAAAGAGUUCUGAUUCACAUGUGCUACAUCGAAGGUGAGCUCGAUUAUGUGAUUGGAGGCGCUUCCGCGGUUUUCAAUAUGGUUACUUUCAAUACUGUGGCUUCAGUUGAGAAGGAACAGUAUGUAAUAUUUAUGCCUGAUACCGCCCCUGGACGAACGUAUGGGUUUUUGGUCAUUAACAGUAACAUUACUGGAGAUGCUUCUUAUUUGCAAAGUAACGAAAUUCGUCUGGCGAGAUCUUGGGACAAAGGCGUCACUAGUCCACUGGAUUAUGUAGCGGGCGAAUCUCCCAAUGGCCAGCUGGUUAUUAGGGACUCAAAUAUUGAGAAUAUAAUUAAUGGAACGGCCCCAUACACAAUUGCAGGGGCCAGCAAACGCCCCUUUAGCACCGAUAUUAAGCCGGAUCGUGACCUGGACGACAACACCCACAACAGAUUAUGGGAAUAUAAUAAUCGCGGAAUUGGAGCUUAAAUGUUUAUAAAGAAUAAAAAAUUUACGAAAAUGUCUACUAUUAAACCAAAAGUUGUUCAACGGCUUUGAUUCCUUUGGAUCUAACAAUAAAAUAAAUUUUAAACAUAA